AUGGUCAAGACUUCACAGAGGAAGCAACGUGACUGAGAAACCAAUUCAAAGCGUGGCUUAAGCACCUCCAUCCCUUUGGGAAUGUCGUACAUAUUCAAGAGGCUGGUUACUAGAAUCACAUCCUAUCCUGGCAAUGAGAUCAGAUGCCAUCAAUGGGAGGAAACUUUGGAUAAGCCCCAGCGGCUCUGGCAGAAGAGACUGCAUGGAUUCCAGGCCUUCAGUGGAACCAGAGAACGCUUAAGUACUUUGGAUCUUGCCAAAGCCUUGCAGAAACUUGCAACUAGUUGUACAGGUGAAUCUCUGCCAGGAGUUCUCACAGGUGGUCUGAACUCCAGCCCCAGGCCCACCCCUACCCAGUCUUCAGAUUUGGCAGAGAUGAUUCCAGGAGCUGGUCUGGGUAUCUCACAGCUCCUCUGCAAACAAUUCCGGGGGACUGAGGAAGAUAUCAGGAAACAGGAAGUGAAGAUGGCAAGAGAGAGACUGAGGAUAGCAUUGAUCGCAGACAGGCUAGCUAUCAAGGCAGAAAAAGUGAGGGGCUAAGAAGGAUGUCCUGACAAACACUGUUGA
Molecule: messenger RNA, 567 nt
Organism: Lipotes vexillifer (Yangtze River dolphin)
Lineage: Eukaryota; Metazoa; Chordata; Mammalia; Artiodactyla; Lipotidae
Gene: MBD3L1
Product: methyl-CpG binding domain protein 3 like 1
Source: RefSeq, a predicted model, not a curated record